This is a messenger RNA of Salvia miltiorrhiza (redroot sage), 252 nucleotides long. NCBI's taxonomy places the organism in Eukaryota, Viridiplantae, Streptophyta, Magnoliopsida, Lamiales, Lamiaceae. The record is from the annotation of a RefSeq genome assembly.
AUGUCUGGAAGCACAGGAGAACGUUCUUUUGCUGAUAUUAUUACCAGUAUUCGAUAUUGGGUCAUUCAUAGCAUUACUAUACCUUCCCUAUUCAUUGCGGGUUGGUUAUUCGUCAGUACCGGUUUAGCUUACGAUGUAUUUGGAAGCCCUCGGCCAAACGAGUAUUUCACAGAGAGCCGACAAGGAAUUCCAUUAAUAACUGGCCGUUUUGAUUCUUUGGAACAACUCGAUGAAUUUAGUAGAUCGUUUUAG